Messenger RNA from Eriocheir sinensis (Chinese mitten crab), 7526 nucleotides. RefSeq names its product serine/arginine repetitive matrix protein 2-like. The transcript has 2 exons. Lineage: Eukaryota; Metazoa; Arthropoda; Malacostraca; Decapoda; Varunidae. The coding region runs from base 444 to 7526 and encodes 2360 amino acids. The record is from RefSeq and is a predicted model, not a curated record.
CACCACCACCACAACCACAACCACAAUCACCACCAACACCACCAACACCAACACCACAAUCGCCACCACCACCACAACUACCACCACCACAACUACCACCACCACCACAACUACCACCACCACAACUACCGCCAUCACAGCUACCACCACCACCACCACCACCGCCACCAUUAUCAUCAUCACCACCACCCCCACAAUCACCACCACCACCGCCACCAUUAUCAUCAUCACCACCACCCCCACAAUCACCACCAUCACCACCACCACCACUUCCAGCACCACCACCACCACCACUUCCAGCACCACCACUACCACCACCACCACCACUUCCAGCAUCACCACCACCACCACUUCCACCACCACCACCACCACUUCCAGCACCACCACCACCCCCACAAGAGCAACAGCCACCACUACAAGCACAAGCACAAUCCUCGGCUCUCAUGCAAGUACCAACAUCAAUUUCGCAACGAGGACGACUAGUACCCCUACGAGGACGACAAUCAUCAAGUAGACCAGAGCCUGAGUCCAUAAGAGCCCCCUUAUCACUCUCCCAAUCACAACCAGAAAGAGAUCGACCACCACCACGACCAUUAUCAACCACCAUCAUAGAAAUAUCUCUGCCAUUACAACUCUCUGAGGUCGUAGAAACCUCCCCAUCACCACAUCAACAGUUUGGCACCAUGGAGACCCAGUCUUGUGCACAACACCAACCACCGCCACGACCGCCGCAGCCACCACAGCAACCAGACAGCAGACAACCUCAGUUCCUCUGUACUUACUCAACACUAUCACAAGAGAAACUCGAUGCCAUGAUGAUGCCGCCGCCAACAACUCGACCGUCACCAUCGAAAGCUAAAUCCUCACCAUCUAAAGCUAAAACCACACCACCAAAACUUAAACCCUCAAAACCAGAAGCCAAAGCCUCCACAUCGCAAGCCAAAGCCUCCACAUCGCAAGCCAAAGCCUCCACAUCGCAAGCCAAAGCCUCCACAUCGCAAGCCAAAGCCUCCACAUCGCAAGCCAAAGCCUCCACAUCGCAAGCCAAAGCCUCCACAUCGCAAGCCAAAGCCUCCACAUCGCAAGCCAAAGCCUCCACAUCGCAAGCUGAACCCUCCACCUCAGAGUACGAACCUUUCACUUCGGAAUAUGUACCCUCCACUUCGGAAGGAAAACCCUCCACUUCGGAAGGUGAACUCUCACCUUGGAGAACUCGAUCUUCAUUACGGAGGACUCGAUCUUCAUUACGGAGAACUCGAUUUCCAUCACGAAGAACUCUAUCUCCAUCACGGAGAACUCUAUCUCCAUCACGGAGAACUCUAUCUCCAUCACGGAGAACUCUAUCUCCAUCACGGAGAACUCUAUCUCCAUCACGGAGAACUCUAUCUCCAUCACGGAGAACUCUAUCUCCAUCACGGAGAACUCUAUCUCCAUCACGGAGAACUCAAUCUCCAUCACGGAGAACUCAAUCUCCAUCACGGAGAACUCAAUCUCCAUCACGGAGAACUCAAUCUCCAUCACGGAGAACUCAAUCUCCAUCACGGAGAACUCAUUCUGCACCACAGAUAACUCGACCUUCCCCACCGGAGGAGCAGGGCACUCCACCAUUACUGGUCAACUUAGACCUUCAGACACUCAAACAUCUGUCUUUCCCAAUGUACGUUCCAGAUGAAAACUCACUCUUCUCACUUCUGACUGCCCGAGGAUCUUUAGCAAGCGAGGGGUCGGGUCCCCCAGCACAAGGCUCCUCUGCUGGUCCAGAGAGACCAUCGACUUCGCGAGAAGCUUUAGCAGCAGAACGAGGAAGCUCAAGGGAUACUAUGGAACUCCCAGGGUUAAGUACGCCGAUGCCUGGGGGGAGUGAUUUAUCUUCCCUUCAAGAGACCACUUCACAGUCGCAUCAAACUAGUCAGUCUUCCCAUCAACCUACCACAUCACAAUCACGUCCUACUGGUCGGUCUCGCCAAUCUUCCCAUGGAGUUACUCCAUCACACUCACCUCAUAUUGGUCGGUCCCUCCAGCAAGAUUUCCCUUCAAAGUCAUAUCAUAGUAGUUUGUCUUCCCAUCAACAGAUCCCUACACAGCCAUACCAUACAAGUCAGUCUUCCCAUCCACAGCCCCCUUCACCGUGUGCUGGCCAGUCUUCCCAUCCAGAGGCACUUUCACAGUCAUCUCAGGCAAGUUCGUCUUCCCAUCGAGAGUCCUCUUCACAGUCUUACCUCAGUAGUCCAUCUUCCCUCUUCCCUUCACAACCGGACUACACUAGUUCAUCUUGCCAUCAAGAAUCUCCUUCAUCACGCAGUAAUAUGACUUAUCAAGAGUCCAAUCCACAGCAAAGCUCCAAUUCUUCCUCCCAACAAAGAUCCCAGAAAUCAUUCACUUCCCACCAGACUUCGUCUUCGCAUCGCUCAUCACGGAGACGAAGUAUAUCAUCUUCAUAUCCAGACUCAUCAGGAGGACACAGUAUGACAUCUCCAUCGUCACACUUAUCACGAGGACGAAAUAUGUCAUCUUCAUGUUCACGGUUAAGCUACCUACUAACCAUGAUGCGUAAAUAUCCAAAUCUGAUACCAAAUCCACGUAAAUGGCGACAAUCACUACAAUUGCCACCACGGUUACAACGGCCACAACACCAAGCACACCCACCACAACGAUCACUACAAAAGAAGUCACAGAAAUCAUCUACUUUACCGCCUACUCAUCUAACGAGUCCUUCACCGUCUCAUGACAGUCAGUCUCUCCAUCAACACAUCCAUACACCUAUACACCAAACUUCGUCUUCACAUCGCUCAUCACAGAGGCGAAGUAUAUCAUCUUCAAAUCCACACUCAUCAGUAGGACACAUUAUGACAUCUUCAUCGUCACACUUAUCACGAGGACGAAAUAUGUCAUCUUCAUCUCCACACUUGUACCACCCACCCACCUUGAUGCAUAGAUAUCCAAAUUUGAUACCAGAUCCACAGAAAUGGCGACAAUCACAACAAUUGCCACCACGGUUACAAUUGCCACAACACCAAGCACACCCAUCACACUCACCACAACGAUCACCACAACUAGCACACACGUUACCUCAGGCACAAAACUUUUCACCACAAUCACAACUGUUACAACACUCACCACACGAGUCACCACAACAACCACAUUUGCCACCUCAAUUGCGUCGGCAUCUGCCACCACAAACAUCAGAAAACUUCUCACCACACGGGUCAUCACACCUCCCCACACAAGGGUCAUCACACUUCCCCACACAAGGGUCAUCACACUUCCCCACACAAGGGUCAUCACACUUCCCCACACAAGACCCAUCACACUCCCUUCCACAAGGACCACCACACCUCCCCACACGCAGGGCAUUACACUUCCCCAUACAAUGGUCAUCACACCUCCCCACACAAGAUUCAUCACAUCUCCUUCCACAAGGACCACCACACCUCCCCACACGCAGGGCAUUACACUUCCCCAUACAAUGGUCAUCACACCUCCCCACACAAGAUUCAUCACAUCUCCCCUCACAAGGGUCAUCACACCUCCCCACACAAGGGUCAUCACACCUCCCCACACAAGGGUCAUCACACCUCCCCCCACAAGGGUCAUCACACCUCCCCACACAAGGGUCAUCACACCUCCCCACACAAGGGUCAUCACACCUCCCCACACAAGGGUCAUCACACCUCCCCACACAAGGGCCAUCACACCUCCCCACACAAGGGCCAUCACACCUCCCCACACAAGGGCCAUCACACCUCCCCACACAAGGGUCAUCACACCUCCCCACAAAAGGACCACCACACUUCCCCACACAAGGGCCAUCACACUUCACCACACACGAGUCAUUACACUUCCCUCCACAGGCGCCAUCACGAUUCCUCCCCCAAGGACCACCACACUUGCCCACACUAGGACCAUCACAAUUCCCCCAACAAGGACCACCACACUUGCCCACACAAGACUCAUCACAUUUGCCCCCACAAGGGCCAUCACAUUCACCCCCACAAGAGCCAUCACACUUGACAACACUAGACCCAUCACAUCUCCCCUCACAAGGGCCAUCACAGUCACCUUUACAAGAGCCAUCACACUUGCCUCCACACGACCCAUCACACUUGACAGCACUAGACCCAUCACAUUUCCCCUCACAAGGGUCAUCACACUUCUAUUCACAAGGGCCACCACACUGCACUCCACAAAAGCCAUCACACUUGACAUCACAAGGGUCAUCACACUUCCCCACACAAGGGGCACCCCACUUGACUCCACAAAACCCACCACACUUGACACCACAAAGGUCACCACACUUGAUACCACAAAGGUCACCACACUUGACACCACAAAGGUCACCACACUUGACACCACAAAGGUCACCACACUUGACACCACAAAGGUCACCACACUUGACACCACAAAGGUCACCACACUUGACACCACAAAGGUCACCACACUUGACACCACAAAGGUCACCACACUUGACACCACAAAGGUCACCACACUUGACACCACAAAGGUCACCACACUUGACACCAAAAAGGUCACCACACUUCACACCACAAAGGUCACCACACCUGACACCAGAAAGGUCACCACACUUGACACCACAAGACCCGCCACACUUGACACCACAAGGGCCAUCAUACCUGACACCAGAAGGAUCACCACAAAGGUCAUCACACUUGACACCUCAAGGGCCAUCACACUUGACACCAGAAGGGUCACCACACUUGACACCACUAAGGUCACCACACUUGACACCAGAACCAUCACAAUCACCUAAAUCAUUACCACACCAACCAAUACCAUCACCACCACAACAGCCAUCACAAUCACCACCACACCAACCAACACAACCACUAACUCACCGACCACCACAAUCACCACCACAACAAUCAUCACAAUCAUCACUAUCACCACCACACCAACCAUCACAAUCCUCACUAUCACCACCACACCAACCAUCAAAAUCCUCACAAUCCUCACAAUCACCACCAUACCAACCAUCACAAUCAUCACAAUCACCACCACACAAACCAUCACAAUCGCCACCUCAUCCAUCACAACAACCAGCACCACACUAUCCAUCACAGUCACCGCAGUUAACAUCCAGGCUACCACCCAUGUCUCCAGGCCCAUCAGCCCCGUCACUAGAGUCAGGUGCUUCACGAGACCCCUCUCCAAUGGGUUUGCAUCUCCUGGCGAAUGCGGCGGCCAUGCAGCAGCACAUUAGGCCAGGGUUACCAGCACAUGACACACAGAGUUGCCUCACUCCACAGAUGUCCACAAUAAAAGAGUUUGCUGAGGACACUGAACAUUCAUCACUGUCGGAACACACUGCACCAAGUCGUCAGAGUCCCGUACUGUUGAGACAAGGCCUGACGGUGCCGCAAGAGGCAGUACAUUACUCACAAAGCCUGCCUGGUUUAUUACAAAAGUCAUCAACAUCUCCGGGCGUCGUGCAGAGGACUCUGAAAUCGCCUAAUAAGCGACCACAGCCCGAAGAGUCGCUCCCGUCAACUUCAUCUGGGACUGGUUCGACCCCUUCAAAAUUCUCCCGAUUACAAGAGGAGCCUCAGUCCGAAGAGCCAUUUAACUUGUCAUCGCGGUAUCAGUGGGUACCCAAAGAGCUAACCAAGAUUCGCUUCACUCAACAGAGAAAAGAGGAAAAUUGGAUCAUCGAGUACGUAAGGCCUUCUGAAGACUCGUCUCGCAUCGAGGAUUCUAGCACCGUCGAGGUAAAAUCUAAUCCUCAUAAGUCUUCUUCUAAAUCAUCAUCUGACAAGUCCAGAUCAUCCUCGGACAAGUCCAGGUCAUCCUCGGACAAAGCCAAGUCAUCCUCGGACAAGUCCAGAUCAUCCUCGGACAAGUCCAGAUCAUCUUCGUACAAGUCCAGAUCAUCCUCGUACAAGUCCAGAUCAUCCUCGGACAAGUCCAGAUCAUCCUCGGACAAGUCCAGAUCAUCCUCGGACAAGUCCAGAUCAUCCUCGGACAAGUCCAGAUCAUCCUCGGACAAGUCCAGAUCAUCCUCGGACAAGUCCAAGUCAUCCUCGGACAAGUCCAAGUCAUCCUCGGACAAGUCCAAGUCAUCCUCGGACAAGUCCAAGUCAUCCUCGGACAAGUCCAAGUCAUCCUCCGACAAGUCCAAGUCAUCCUCGGACAAGUCCAGAUCAUCCUCUGACAAGUCCAGAUCAUCCUCGGACAAGUCCAGAUCAUCCUCGGACAUGUCCAGAUCAUCCUCGGACAAGUCCAGAUCAUCCUCGGACAUGUCCAGAUCAUCCUCGGACAUGUCCAGAUCAUCCUCGGACAAGUCCAGAUCAUCCUCUGACAAGUCCAGAUCAUCCUCGGACAUGUCCAGAUCAUCCUCGGACAUGUCCAGAUCAUCCUCGGACAAGUCCAAGUCAUCCUCGGACAAGUCCAGAUCAUCCUCGGACAAGUCCAGAUCAUCCUCGGACAUGUCCAGAUCAUCCUCUGACAAGUCCAGAUCAUCCUCUGACAAGUCCAGAUCAUCCUCGGACAUGUCCAGAUCAUCCUCUGACAAGUCCAGAUCAUCCUCGGACAUGUCCAGAUCAUCCUCGGACAUGUCCAGAUCAUCCUCUGACAAGUCCAGAUCAUCCUCGGACAUGUCCAGAUCAUCCUCUGACAAGUCCAGAUCAUCCUCUGACAAGUCCAGAUCAUCCUCUGACAAGUCCGGGUCAUCGUCGGACAAGUCCGGGUCAUCCUCGGACAAGUCCGGGUCAUCCUCGGACAAGUCCGGGUCAUCCUCGGACAAGUUUGGGUCAUCCUCGGACAAGUUUGGGUCAUCCUCGGACAAGUUUGGGUCAUCCUCGGACAAGUUUGGGUCAUCCUCGGACAAGUUUGGGUCAUCCUCGGACAAGUUUGGGUCAUCCUCGGACAAGUUUGGGUCAUCCUCGGACAAGUUUGGGUCAUCCUCGGAUAAGUUUGGGUCAUCCUCGGACAAGUUUGGGUCAUCCUCGGACAAGUUUGGGUCAUCCUCGGACAAGUUUGGGUCAUCCUCGGAUAAGUUUGGGUCAUCCUCGGACAAGUUUGGGUCAUCCUCGGAUAAGUUUGGGUCAUCCUCGGACAAGUUUGGGUCAUCCUCGGACAAGUUUGGGUCAUCCUCGGACAAGUUUGGGUCAUCCUCGGACAAGUUUGGGUCAUCCUCGGACAAGUUUGGGUCAUCCUCGGACAAGUUUGGGUCAUCCUCGGACAAGUUUGGGUCAUCCUCGGACAAGUUUGGGUCAUCCUCGGACAAGUUUGGGUCAUCCUCGGACAAGUUUGGGUCAUCCUCGGACAAGUCCAGGUCAUCCUCGGACAAGUCCAGGUCAUCCUCGGACAAGUCCAGGUCAUCCUCGGACAAGUUUGGGUCAUCCUCGGAUAAGUUCGGGUCAUCCUCGGACAAGUCCAGGUCACCCUCUGCCCAGUCCAGAUCACCCUCUGCCCAGUCCAGAUGUUUCGCCGCCAAGGGAUUAUUCCCAACUACCGGAAAUGCACAGAGAACAAAAACUUUCUGCGCUAAGUCCGAGUCCCCGCCACCCUGA